Bipolaris sorokiniana ND90Pr is the source of this 1518-nucleotide messenger RNA. RefSeq lists its product as uncharacterized. The record is from RefSeq and is a predicted model, not a curated record. Bases 1 to 1518 code for a protein of 505 amino acids. NCBI's taxonomy places the organism in Eukaryota, Fungi, Ascomycota, Dothideomycetes, Pleosporales, Pleosporaceae. The transcript has a single exon.
AUGGCCCCAACUCUGGGUUCGACCAAGGAUGAAAAGAAGAAUGCAGCAAAGGAUCCCGCACCUCAGAUUAAAGAGCUUUCUUUUACCAACAAUGGGCGGGCUUUCAAGCAUCCACAGGGCUUUGAUGAUGGCCCUAUCUUCAUCAAUGCUAGAGGUGCCAACAGUAAGAUGUACAAAAGGUUCUUGGCCGUUGAACCUCCCGAUAACUAUGCCCGAUCCCGCGUGACGAUUGCCUUGAACGAGAAGGAAAAGCAGGAGCAAGUACCUGAGGGCAUGUCUAAAUACUUGCUUGUUGGGUGGAUACCGCAGAACCCUGACGUCAAAAACACAAAGGUUAAGACAGGGUACGGCGCAAUCAUCGGUAACACCAGACCGGAGAAAGAGGAGGAUAUCAUUGUAUUCGACCCUGCUGAUACAGAGCAUCUACCUUUGAUGGCAGUGGUAGAGACAUCCGACGAAGAGUUGAAUUCUGUGGCAACGUAUGUGUUGCUCCAUCAACACAACGACCUUUGCACACCUUAUUCAGCAGGGGCUGACGAUGUGUACUACAUGGCUAUGUUCCGGGAUAACUCUACUUCAAAACAUAAUCGCAAAGCCAGUUGGAACCAGAAUGUUGUCAAAUACGCCACCACUCCGAGCACAUCAACCUCAACGACAAAACUGAUUACGCAUCGGCGUGGACGAGACCAGUCGGCGCUCGUUCUGCCUCCGAACAUGUCGUUGAGGAACGAGAUGGACUCCUUAGUUGCUAACUACCGCUUGUCACAAGACACUUGGUUUCUGGAGGAGUUGGAGCGUAUUCUUGGGGAGAUUGACAACGACGUUUCCAUGGCGCCGCCGACCAACACAGCACUUCAUAAGUUUGCCAACCUCGGAUACGCAGAGUCCGAGCAGUAUACACCUGAAGAUGCUCAGAAACUAGUCGACGAGGUCUGUAUCGCAUGGCCAGACCUUGUUGUUGAGACCUUGCAUGUCUAUUUGCUUGGGCAGGCUGUAAAGCUGUUGCCGCUUCCCAUUCCGUACAAGGAUCUCCAGGCCUACAUCCGUGAGGGCCUCUACAGAAUCAAGAAAGCAAUCUCCAAGGGUCAAAUUCAACCUAAAGUACUCGAGACCGCUCCAGAUGACAGUGCGCAAGUGGCUCAUCUCACCAAAAUUGCGGAGAAGACGCACCUCACGGUCGAACGAGUAUUGGGUUUCGCCAACUUCAAAGUUCCAGAACCUAUAUCUUCUGAUGGAGCAAUCCAGUUGCUUAAAGCUACUAAGAAAAAGCUGGUCGAUCUCGUGGAGGGCGACGAUGCUUUCGUCAAGAUGGUGGCAAAAUCUACAGGUGAUCAGGCUCUCGCGGUGAACUACCAGGACGUUUGGGCCCAUUUCUGCGAGCAAUCCGACACUGAUGCGGCGCGUGCGGCUUUCACCGACAUAGUCAAAAUCACCGUUGUCGCUUUGCAUCACAAAGAGUCUCAUUUGGCGCGCAAACUGAGGCAGAUGAUCAAGGAGUUGAACAAGGUGGGCUGUUGA